Diorhabda carinulata is the source of this 8784-nucleotide messenger RNA. RefSeq names its product facilitated trehalose transporter Tret1-like. Gene Ontology annotation, cellular component: membrane. Bases 3525 to 4913 code for a protein of 462 amino acids. The record is from RefSeq and is a predicted model, not a curated record. Gene Ontology annotation, molecular function: transmembrane transporter activity. The transcript is spliced from 2 exons. Lineage: Eukaryota; Metazoa; Arthropoda; Insecta; Coleoptera; Chrysomelidae. Gene Ontology annotation, biological process: transmembrane transport.
AUUUAUAUAACUCUUCACAAGAUUACAGCUUCUUUUGAAUAUUUUCCGCAUUUUAUAAUACGUUCAUUUUUGCUUACAUAUUUCCCCAUAACUCUCAAUAACUUUACAUUACAUUUUUCAGCUAUCUAUAACUUUCUAAAUAUCUGUAACUUUUUUAUAUACUUUUCCAACACUUCUCUUAUCCUUUUUUAACUGUUCACAGCUCCUAAUAACUUUCUUCAGCUUUUCCAGCAUUUAUAUAACUCUUCACAAGAUUACAGCUUCUUUUGAAUAUUUUCCGCAUUUUAUAAUACGUUGAUUUUUCCUUACAUAUUUUCCCAUAACUCUCAAUAACUUUACAUUACAUUUUUCAGCUAUCUAUAACUUUCUAAAUAACUGUAACUUUUUUAUAUACUUUUCUAACACUUCUCUUAUCCUUUUUUAACUGUUCACAGCUCCUAAUAACUUUCUUCAGCUUUUCCAGCAUUUAUAUAACUCUUCACAAGAUUACAGCUUCUUUUGAAUAUUUUCCGCAUUUUUUAAUACGUUCAUUUUUGCUUACAUAUUUCCCCAUAACUCUCAAUAACUUUACAUUACAUUUUUCAGCUAUCUAUAACUUUCUAAAUAUCUGUAACUUUUUUAUAUACUUUUCUAACACUUCUCUUAUCCUUUUUUAACUGUUCACAGCUCCUAAUAACUUUCUUCAGCUUUUCCAGCAUUUAUAUAACUCUUCACAAGAUUACAGCUUCUUUUGAAUAUUUUCCGCAUUUUAUAAUACGUUCAUUUUUGCUUACAUAUUUCCCCAUAACUCUCAAUAACUUUACAUUACAUUUUUCAGCUAUCUAUAACUUUCUAAAUAUCUGUAACUUUUUUAUAUACUUUUCCAACACUUCUCUUAUCCUUUUUUAACUGUUCACAGCUCAUAAUAACUUUCUUCAGCUUUUCCAGCAUUUAUAUAACUCUUCACAAGAUUACAGCUUCUUUUGAAUAUUUUCCGCAUUUUAUAAUACGUUGAUUUUUCCUUACAUAUUUUCCCAUAACUCUCAAUAACUUUACAUUACAUUUUUCAGCUAUCUAUAACUUUCUAAAUAUCUGUAACUUUUUUAUAUACUUUUCUAACACUUCUCUUAUCCUUUUUUAACUGUUCACAGCUCCUAAUAACUUUCUUCAGCUUUUCCAGCAUUUAUAUAACUCUUCACAAGAUUACAGCUUCUUUUGAAUAUUUUCCGCAUUUUAUAAAACGUUGAUUUUUCCUUACAUAUUUUCCCAUAACUCUCAAUAACUUUACAUUACAUUUUUCAGCUAUCUAUAACUUUCUAAAUAUCUGUAUCUUUUUUAUAUACUUUUCUAAUACUUCUCUUAUCCUUUUUUAACUGUUCACAGCUCCUAAUAACUUUCUUCAGCUUUUCCAGCAUUUAUAUAACUCUUCACAAGAUUACAGCUUCUUUUGAAUAUUUUCCGCAUUUUUUAAUACGUUGAUUUUUCCUUACAUAUUUUCCCACAACUCUCUAUAACUUUACAUUACAUUUUUCAGCUAUCUAUAACUUUCUAAAUAUCUGUAACUUUUUUAUAUACUUCCCUAAAACUUCUUGAAUCUUUUUUUAACUGUUUAACUGUAGCUCAUAAUAACUUUCUUCAGUUUUUCCAACAUCCCUAUCAUCCUCUAUGCGAUUCUGAUGAAUUAUAACUCUUUUUAAUAUUUCUUUAUUUCAAUUACCUCUAAAUAGCUUUGUACAAUUCCUAACGAGUUUCUAUAAUUUUUCCUAAUAUAACUAUCUAUAAGAUUAUAUCUUAUUUUCUAAAUUUUUCUAAUACUUUGUAUCCAUACUGUCAUCAACUUUUAACGAAUUUAUCAAAUUUUUAACGCAUUCCUAUAACUUCUUAUACCAUUUUGAAUUUCUGUAACUUUCUUUAUAACUUUGAAAAUCUUUCAGUAACUUUCAACACUUUAAAACUUCCUAUAAUUCAACUGAACUUUUUCUGUAAUUUUAUAUAAACUUCUUUAUCUUCCCAUCACUUAAUAUAACUUUAAAAGUUACUUGUGAAGCUUCUAAUCAAGAAUUUAAUAUCUCUUUAUACUUUUCCUCAUAACUUUGUUUAAUUUUUUAUAAUUCUCUGCAACUUUCUAAAACACUAAUAAUUCUCUAUAACUUUUUUAAUUCUGUAAAUUUCAUUAUACUACUUUUUAUUAUAUCUAUAUAUAACUUUUUAUUAAAUUUCCUGUAACGCUCUAAAUUCUAUCGUACUACCUUGUGUAACUUCUUAUAACUUUUUACACCACUUUGUAAUGUUUUAAAGCUCUCUUAAUUUUUCUUCCUUUAUUAUAUUAUAUAAUUUCUUUUAACUUUCUAUCACUUUAUACAACACUGUAAUUUUCAUUAACUUCUAGUUUUUUAUAACAUAUGUGCUCCUGGUAACCUCUACAAACUAGUUAUCCACAAAUUUUCAAAAUUCCCAUAAUUCUUUAGAUAUAUUCUAAUACUUUUUGUAAUGUCUCAUAACUUUCUGUAGCUCUGUAAUUUUCUACUUUCUCAAACUUUAUUUCAAAUUCUAUAACUUCUGGUAAUUUUCUUUAAGUUCCUAGCAUUAUAUAACUAUUUUCUUUUAUUUGAAAGUUUCUGUUUAUGAUUUUAUAACUUCCUACAGAUUUCCACAACGUUAUAACUCUCCAUAACUCUCUGUAUUUUUCUCUUUUGUAUUCUAUAAUUUUAGGAAACUUCUUAUAACUUUCAUUCAUUCUAUAACCCUCUUUAAUUUAUUUGUAACUUUACAUACUUGAUUAUAUAACUUCUUGUAACUACCUCAAACUUUCUACAAGUCUAUAACUUUUCUGUUACUUCCAUAUUGUAUUUUGUAACUUCAAGUAACGGUUCUAUAACUUCCUGUAACUUUCUCACACUUUCUAAAUCGCAGUAGUAUUUUACUCUACUAUAAAUUCUUGUAAUUUCCUAUAACUUUUUAUAACACUAUAACAUUUAUGAAUUUUCUAUAUUUUAUUCUAUAACUUCUCGUAACUUUCUACAAUUUUGUAGUUUGUAUACCUAUCUUUAAAAUUAUAUAACUUCCUAUAACUUUUUAGAGCUAUCUAGAAAUUUUUUGCUUCUAGUUUUAGUAACUUCCGACAUCUAUUUAAAAUUUUCUACAACUUUUCAUAGAUGAUUGUAUCUUUCCAUAACGUUAUAUCACUAAUCACAAUUGACUUUUUGUCUUUCUUUUAUAUCUAUGGACGUAAUUUUCUCUAAGCUGUAUCUACAGUUUAAGAAACAAAAUUCACUGUUAUUUGUUGUAAAAAAAAAGGAAUUUAUUAUAGUAAUAAGUUAUCAAAUAUUUAUCUAACCUUUUCCACUUUUUUCAACCGAGUAUUUAUCUAUGUCUUUAUUUUGGCGUCAAUAUACAUUUUAUCAUCAUAAUACCUUAACACUAGCAAUGAUACAGCGAUUAUCACGAAAAUUUCGUUGCGUAUAUUCAAAUAUUAUGAUACAUUAUGAUACAGUCUCGUAUAAAGAACAAUAUACAUUGCAUAAUUCAAAUCAAAAAAAAUUAUAAUGACGUCAAAAAUUACCAAAUCAAAAAAUGAAGAUGCAAACAAUGGAAAAACAUGGUUCGAAAUAUUGGUCAUUCUUAUAGUGGCAUUCGUUAGCUUAUCUGCAGGUAUACUAAUGACCUGGCCGUCACCUUUCAUCGUACAAAUAGUGAAUAACAAGGAAAAAUAUGAUAUAACCGAAGAAGAAGCAUCUUAUUUCACAGUAUUCAACACAGUGGGAGUUAUACUGUUCCCACCUUUAUUAACACCAAUAGUUAAUCGUUUUGGUAGGAAAAAACUGAUAUUACUCACUUCAGUAUUUUAUAUGAUCACAUUCAUUAUCAAAGCGUUCGCUAGAUCAUUGUGGUUGUUCUAUUUCGCUAGAUUUUUAAAUGGAUUCGGGGAUAGUAUUACUUAUACUUGUGUAGUUGUUUACAUUGGAGAAAUCACAACUCCUAAAGUAAGAGGUGUUUGGGGAAACGCAGUCGUCUGGUUCGGGUUUUUGGGUCAAUUCAUCAUAAACGUUCUAGGAAUAUAUUUUGAUGUAACCACUACGUCCUUCAUAUGUUUAACAAUUCCUACAUUUUUGCUGAUAGUUUUUCCAUUCAUGCCCGAAAGUCCUUAUUUCCAUUUAUCUAAAGGUAGAGAAGAAGAGGCUAAAACAAGUUUGAGAAAGUUACGACGUAAAUUUAAUAUAGAAGAUGAAUUUAUGAGGAUGAAGACGGCAAUAGAGAAAGAAGAAACUGGUUCUUGGGGAGAUUUGUUUAAAAAUAAGGUUAAUAGGAGAGCUUUAGGGACAGCGAUGUUUCUAAGAGUAUCACAAAUUUGGUGUGGAAUUUUCACAUUCGGUCCUUAUAUACAACUGAUAUUUCAGAAAUCCGGUAGCAAUUUGAGUCCAGAGCUUUGCACUAUCAUUUAUACAUUCGUUAAUUUUCUUUUCUACUCUUCUGCGGCUUAUGGUUCAAAUAAACUUGGUAGACGCGUUUCAUUAAUAUCAUCGUUAGUUUUAACUUCAAUAGUAUUCAUUUUAGAAGCUAUUUAUUUUUUUAUUGAUGAUUAUUACAAUAUUAUAGACCUUACAUCGCUAAGAUGGUUUCCUUUAGUAGGAUUAAUGGUUUUCUUACUGUUUUCAUGCUACGGAAUCGGAACUAUACCUUUUCUCAUGCCUGGGGAAUUGUUUGCUCCUAGUAUAAAAGCAAAAGGUGUCGCUUUAGUGAUUUGCGUUUUCGGUCUAUCAAAUUUCAUAGUUAAUACUUUGUUUUAUAAUUUAAUGACAACAGCAGGUUUGGGAGCGCCGUUUCUAUUUUUUGGAAUAUGUAGUAUCAUUUCUGCGAUCGUAUUUUACAAAAUUCUUCCAGAAACAAAAAACAAAACUCUCGAAGAGAUUCAAAUCAUCUUGAGUAAAAUGUGAAUGAUCUAUAUAGGAAAUAUACUUAUCCGCAUGAGAUAUAUUGACUCAUCAUCGAAAAUUAAGGAUCUUGGAAAACUAAUGCAGGGUUAAUUUAAAGUAUAAACAUUUUCAAAUUUUACGAAUGAGAUUAUUCAAUAGAAAGAAUUUGAGAAGUAUUGCAUGGCUGCAAUAGGAGCAUAUUUUUGUUAAAAAUUGUGUAAUAAAUUAUUGAAAAGCCAUGUUGAUUUGAAUUUUACCACUUUUCAAUCUAAAUAUUAUGUUGACUGAUGCGCUAUAUUUUCGCGAUAUAACGAAAAUACUAACAUAACAUAUAUAAUUUUCUGUUUUUCCUAAAUUCUAAUAUCAAGUUUAGGUUAUUUUAAAAGCUGUAGAGAUGAGAUGUCUAAAUACGAAAAAUAUUUUGCAAUUAUGUGAAAGACAUAGACAAGAUAUGGUCCAAACAGAACCAGUCGAAUAAAUCACCAACGACCAGAGGGAGUCAAAAAAACUUUCCAACGCAAAAUAGAACUUGAACGUAACGCCAACGAAUAUAUACAACUUUAGACGAUACGCAUGACAGAGAAAUAGAACUGCAGAUUCUGCAAUUGCUCUGUCCGUUUCUUCAAAAGUCUUAAAUACCUUGAAACAAUAAUACUGACACGUUGAGAAGUGGGCACAAAAACCCCAGAUAAAUAGCCUCAAGCGCUCAAGAUGUACAACACCUCCGAUCUUUUCACAUUAGUAGAAGGGCACUACACAACGUCGACCUGAGCUUUAGCUCGACGCCGUGGAUGAUCGCACUAGCGACGAAAUAAAUAACUGAGUGAAAUUCCGAAAUUGACAUUGUCAAAAAUUCUGCCAUAAAUUCGUGGAAGUCUGUUGAAUUUACAAUAUAUGUAUUCACUAAGCCUCCAUAUUGUAAGUCUAUAGCGCUGAAGAUGUGCGUUUCACGUAUAUAACACCCACGAUCUUUCCACAUUAGUGAAACGUCUUCCUGAGCAUUAACUCGACGCGACGCUUCAGAUCGAUUUCAUUCAUCUAUGUGAUCUACUUCAAGAGCAAUACAAUAAUUCCAACAAUUUCUUACCGGAAAGCAUUUGUUGAGAUAAGUAAAUCGCCAGUAAUCACUGGUGGCCACAUCUGGACUAUAAGGUGGAUGCGAAAGCAAUUCUAAGUGUAAUUUAUUAAAUUUAACCAUCAUUGCCAUCGACUUGUGAAUCGGUUCAUUGUCUUGGUGAAACAAUGGUAUUAUCUUCGACAUAUGAGGCCGUUUUUCCUUGAUUUUUGCAUUCAAACGUUCAAAGAACUCUAUUUAGUAUUUUCUUUUGAUUUUCUCACCCUUUUGGAGAUAGUGAAUGAACAAUAUACCAUGCGUAUCCCAAAAUAAUGAAGCCAUAAUCUUCUCAGCUGACUAUUAUGCUUUUGGACGCUUCGGACGUGGUUCACUGGCUGUAGUCAACUCAGAUGAUGGUCGUUUUGAUUCCGGAGUGAAGUAAUAGAUUCAUGUUUCAUCCAUUGUCACAUAUCGAUACAAAAAACUUGAUUAAUUACGUGUAAACAUGGCCAAACACUGCUCUGAAUGAUCAAAACGUUUUUUUGAUCGACUGUGAGUGAACGCGCCAUCUACUUUAAAAAAAACUUUUUCAUGGUCAAAUGCGAAAGCUCUGAUGUCUUUACGGCCUUAGCCAUCUCACAAACUUUCAAUAUAUGAUUAGAUAUAACCAAUGUGUGGACUUUUUUGAUGUUCUCUGGAGUAACCACCUCAAUUGGACGACCAGAACGUUCACUAUUAUCGGUGCCUGUAGGACCACGUUUAAAUUCAGCAACAACUACAAAAGGUUCUUUUCAAUAAAACAAAGUCCGUAUAACACUUUUGAAGCUAUAGCUGAGCUUGUACAAUAUUUUUUCUCAUCAAGAAGCAAAGAGAAAUUGUUUUGAAAAUAACAAAAGUAGCUUCACUUAAAUGGCUGUCACUUUUUUCUGACUAAUCGAAAUGUCUUUUUGAAGUUGGUACUUUAUAAACGUCAUAUGACAGCGCCAUCUGUGUGUGUGUCAGUCACACGACUUAUUGAGUAAUGUAUUAUGUAAAAUUCCAAAACUCACGUUGUGAAAAUGUGGUGAGAUUUGUCAAAAACUCUGUCAGAAAUUCAUGAAAGUCUGUUGAAUACAUACAUUUAUUAUUACAUAUUAGAAGCCUAUAGCGCUAAAUAUAUUCGUUCCAUUUAUAAAACACGAUUUUUUUACAUCGAUGGAGUGGAAAUUUCAGCUUUCAAGGACAGUGGCGUUGUGAAUUUUGAAUGGAAUGUAGCCAAAUGAAUCAUACUAAACUCAAUGCAAGGUUGCUACGUUAUAGCCUCCAGAAUUUGAAUUCUUGUAAAUAAUUUGAAUCCUUAAAAUAAUCAUCACGCAACAUAUACUAAUAACAAAUUUGGUGGCAAGAAAAUAACAUUUAGAAGUUACAAACGUUUUUAUUGAAUUAUAUUCUUAAAAUUUUAUAAUUCAAAGGUAUAGAAAAUUGUCUUAAAGUCUAGUUAAAAGUCUAGACAAUUAAUUCAGCGCGGCUGUAACCUUUUUCACCUAUCCGAAAUUAUAGGGCGUUUACGUUUGCACUAAUUUCCUCUUCUCAUGAAAACUCUUUCCUGCUAGUGAAACGUUAAAGCUAGGAAACAAGAGAGCCAAGUCUGGUGAAUAAGGUGGGUGGUCAACCAAUUCGUAAGUUUUAGCCUUGGCGAUCACCGAAGGUGCGUUGUCCUGGAAAACACUUUCUUUUCCUUCAAAUUCAAUCACUUCUCUGCAAUAAGUGACAUCUUAAGGUUGAGAUCGGAAGCCUUUAAAAUAACUAUAUUAAUAUACAAGACAUAAAUCUGGUACCGUAGUUAGAACAUUUGGUACUAGGAUUGAGGUUAUAAUAUUGAUACAUUAAAAAUUUUGAGGCUUAGUACGCUUCUCUUUAAAUUCUGUGGGUAUAUCUAAUAGAUAUCUCUGUGUUUACUGUUCGGGAAAGACGUGCCUUGGUAGCAGAUUUCACAGGCUUGCACUUCUCUAAAGAAAUGAGUCUCGAUAAUUGACGUUCUGGACGUCUGCAGGCGAACUCUGAGUUCACGAGCCACGUCUGCCCCUCGACUAGGUGUUGCGGGAUUAUGUUAGACAGCUCGGAAGAGAAUCUGCCUUGAUACUAUCGAUAAAACAGAGUCAGGUCAGUGACCUUUCUUCUACACUCUGAGCUAUCCAGGUUUCGAAUCAACUCGGAUCGCCUAUAAGUAGAAUUGCUCUCUUCUGUAUUGAGUCCAACUUCCUAAGGGUAUACUUGGGAGCUGAGCUUCAAAUGUGCGAGAAACUGUGGCAAAGUAUAUAGCUUUUUGGUCUUAAAGAGGGCUCCAAGUUUUUGUGAAGCUGCCUUAGCUAAUCCGGCCUAGUGACGAUGCCAGGACAAUAUAUUUGAACAUAGAGUACUUAACAACAAAAUUGAUGUAUCAAUUCAGUUUAUAGAAUUUAUAAGACAGUAAAAUUACAUCCUGUAUGUUUUGUUUUAAUUCUAAAAUAUGCUCCUAAAUACAUUUCUUGAUAUUUAGUUGAAGAUAAUCAGAUUUUUCCGUAUUUCAAACUAGCCCUGUAUAUUUUGUAUGCUUCAAAAUUCAAAUUAUCAUUAUUAAUCCUUACGCUUUUUUUGUAAAUUGAAAUUAAGUUUCAAUAGCUCCGUUUUUGGUUUGUUCUGGAAAUUUAUUUUUUGUUGUCGUCGACAAUUUCCGGAUAACCUGAUGUUAGUUAUUAUUGUAUUUAUAAUAACAAUAUGGAAAAUUUAGGUGUUUGUGGAGAUUGUUAAAUCCUUAAUUAUAUUUAAAUAAUGUUGUAUACAUUUAUUUGAUUGUGAUAAUAAAUUUAUUUUUGUUAA